AUGUUGCAGACGCCAGAAAAGCGCGUGUUCUUGGGGGUGGACUUUGGUGCCUCUACGACGCGCAUCGCCCUACUUAACCCCGUCAAGCCGAUGCCCACCAUCGUCCGAAACGAUCUCAGCAACGAGGCGACUAGCACCAUAGUUUCUUAUCCCAUUAACGAGGCGCGUUGUAUUGGUGAGGCAGCCUUUUCCAAGCAGAUCACGAGAGUUAAGGAAACGGUUGUGGAUCUCGCACAGUGGCUUUUUGGGUGGAGCACGGGAUUCGUACCUGAUGGCACGUCCACGUCUCAGCGCACCGCGGAGAGCUCAGAGGGAACUCUGUGCGCACGAGUUAUUGGGGAGACAGAGUUUCAUCCCGCGCAGGUGGCAGGCUACUAUAUCAAGUGCAUCCUCGGGUUCGUCCCUGGUGGUUACACAGGCCAGUAUCCGGUAUGCCUAUCGGUACCCCCAGCACUAUCCGCACCAGCGGUUGUUGCGCUCCAUCAGGCCUGUUUCCUAUCCGGAAUCCCGAAGUCGCAGACCAUUUUGGCUCCGAGAGACGAGGCGGUCGCCGUCUACUUUCACCACAUGCAAUACGGCAACCUUGAUGAGAAAACUCCCUCCCAUGUGGUCUUUGUUGAUGUAGGGCAUGCCAGUUCAAGCGCGUGUGUGUUCUCUGUGACCAAAAAUACUAUAGAAAAAGUCGGCGUGCACUCGAUCAACAUUGGGAGCAGUUUCAUUGACGCCUCGCUAUGCGAAUAUAUCGUUAACGAAAUCGAAAAGAAGCAUCCGCAGUGCCAAUUGUCUGGAGACGUCAAGACGUGCCGACGGAUUUUACGUGAAUGCAAGAAAUUGAAGGAGACCCUAUCAACUAUUGAUGAAACAAAAAUACAACUAGAGGGUUUAAAGAAUGAUACGGAUUUCGUGCUACCAAUAACUCGCUCAUUUGUAGAGCAGCGUUCUAUACCAUUCACCGAGGCACUCCAGGGUAUGCUUCAGGAAGUAAAGAAAAUCAUCCCAAGCCCUGCACAAGCAGACGAGGAGCAGGAGUCAAACACGGUUGCGGAGCCGCGCGUUGAGGUUAUUGGUGGAGGCUGGCGGUUCCCAUGCAUAUCCGAUCUUAUUAAACGAGAGCUGGGGGUCUCGCGUUUAGGUGUGUCAUUGGAUGCCGUGAUGGCAAUAGCUGAAGGGAGUGCGAUCCUCGCGGAGUUACGCACCCACGUCGCUCUUUCAUCGGGUUCGGUGGAUGAAAAAUGUGAGAGUAAGGAUAACGAAGAAGUAGGUGAGCCGCAGCAAGCCCAAGAAACGAAAGAGUCUGCGGUACGUGCCAGCGAUCGGCACCCCGUUCAUCAAGUCAGUCUUUUGAAUUUUUCAGACGGGGGGAACGAUCUGAAGCAGUUUUCCGCCGAGGAGGAAGCGGCAGUGGAGCGGUGGGCUGCUAUCGAAGCAAAGCUCUCUGCCACCGACGCCCUCAUCCACGAACGUCUUGACGCCAUCAACCAACUGGAUACAUACGUGCUGCAGACCCUUGACGCGGUUGAUCACUGUGAUGCCGACAAUACCACCAAGGAUGCCGCACGAUCAUAUCUGUAUGGUAUCGACGACUACGUUCGAUCUGAAUGUAACAAUGAUGAUAAGGACAUCAUCCAUGCUAAGCUGGUCGAAGUCAAAGCGCACAUCGAAGAGAAGCAUCCGGAGAUUGAGAAGUAUUACGAAAAGGUCCGGGUAGAGGCAAAGAGGAAGGAGGAAGAACUGAUCAAGCUGAGUCAGCAGCAGAAGGAGGAGGAUGAGGACCUGAAGAGCGAUCCACAGCGCCUUCGCGUGGCGCAAAAGCGUCGGGAGCAGGGGCAAAACUUGUUUAAGCAGGAGUGCUGGCAAGAGGCGCAGACGCGCUUUGUGCAGGCUUUGGCUAUCUUGGGUCAGCUUUACGACACCAGCAGUGAGGAAAACAAGACCAAAAAGAAUGAAAUCUCUCUCUCUUGUCACCUCAAUAUUGCCUCAUGCAGUGUGAAGCUCGGGCUGUGGCGGAAUGUAAUAAACAACUGUACUAACGCAUUGGAGCUGUCUCCGAAUCACCCAAAGGCGUUGUUCCGUCGCGGUCAGGCGUACCUGUCGAUGAAGGACUUUGACGCAGCCGUGAAGGAUCUAGAGAUGGCGCGGGAGUUGAGUAAGGAUGAUCCUGCCGUUGUCGCAGAGCUCACGCGAGCCAAGAAGAGCCUUGGUGCGCAGAAGGCUCAGGAAAAGCGAAUGUUCGCCAAAAUGUUUUCUUAA
Molecule: messenger RNA, 2250 nt
Organism: Phytomonas sp. EM1
Lineage: Eukaryota; Euglenozoa; Kinetoplastea; Trypanosomatida; Trypanosomatidae
Source: the annotation of a GenBank genome assembly